AUGGCAAACGUCUCUACACUACGACCGCUGCUCAUCGAGGCUCUGCAGGACCCCGUCAAGUUGCGGGCGUUCAUCUCCACGUACCUGGCGAGUCUGCGGCAAAUGUCUCCCCGACGUCUGAGGGUGAUUGCUGUCGUGGCGUUCCUGCUGGUUGGCUCAUGCACGGGCAUUGCGGGCCAGGCGCUGCUGGACAAUCUCAACACAAAAAAGAGCAAGAAGAAGGUGCCGUUACACCGAAUGGACAGCGCGGUGAAACUGUCGGAUGGGUCCAAGCAGAUUGUGGUGCCAUACAAGGAGGGACAAACGACCGUGACCAUCAAGCCUACCAAGCAGGUCACGUUCGAGGCACAUCGACGACUGUUUCUGCGACCGGACGACUCGGAGGGAGGAGAAGCCAAAUCUGGCAUCAACGGCAGGUUCCUGCGACAGUUUUCCGCGCUGUGGGUCAUCAUGGUCCCCCGAUUGCAGUCCCGAGAAUCCCUCAUUCUGCUGGUGCACGCCUUGUUCUUGUUUCUGCGAACAUGGAUCUCGCUUCUCGUGGCCAAGCUCGACGGCCAAAUUGUGCGAGACAUGAUUGCCGGAGACGGCCGCAAGUUCCUCAGAGGACUGGGCUACUGGUUCGCCAUCGCCGUCCCUGCAUCCUACACAAACGCAGUCAUCAAGUACCUGCAGGCCAAGCUCUCGCUGGCAUUCCGAACGCGUCUUACCCGAUACGUACAUGAUCUGUAUUUGGAUGCCGAUCUCGCAUACUACAAGAUUGCGGACAUUGAUGGAGGCAACGUCGGUACUUCUGCCGACCAGUUCAUCACCACAGAUCUGGCCCGGUUCUGUGACAAGGCUGCAGCACUGUACUCAAACCUGGGUAAGCCUUUUGUGGACUUCCUCAUCUUUACCUUCCAGCUGAGUAAGAACCUGGGACCCAUGGCCCUCAUUGGUAUUUUCGCCAACUACGGUCUUACUGCAUACCUGCUGCGACGUCUGGCCCCUUCCUUCGGUAAGCUUGCCGCCAUUCAGGCCAAGCUGGAGGGUGAGUACCGAGCAGCGCAUUCCAAGCUCAUCACCAACGCAGAGGAAAUUGCUUUCUACGAUGGUACUUCCCUGGAGCGAACUAUUCUCGAAAAGGCAUACAUUCGACUGGCUCGACACAUUCGAGGAAUCUACCGAAUCAAAAUCUUCUACAACAUGUUUGAGGAUAUCAUUCUGAAGUACACCUGGUCUGCCAUUGGAUACAUGUUUGCCUCUUUGCCAGUUUUCCUUCCCGCAUGGACCUCCAUCAAGGAGAAGACCAAGGAGACGACUGCAUCUGCUGUUACCGCUUCCAUGGAUUUCUCUGAGCAGGACCACAUGCGAGAUUUCAUCACCAACAAGCGACUCAUGUUGUCCCUUGCCGAUGCCGGUGGACGAAUGAUGUAUUCCAUCAAGGAUCUUGCCGAGCUGUCCGGUUACACCUCUCGAGUCUACAUGCUGCUUUCGGUGCUGCAUCGAGUCCAUGCUCGAGCUUACACCUCGCGAAUACUCAAGACUCCCAUCAAGGAGGCUGCUUCAAAGGAGGCCAAGGAGGAGGGCAUUGUUAUCGGCGAGAAGCCCGAUCCCGACAGCAGCAGUGAGCUCUCCGAGGAAGAGCAGUUCACUCUGAACUCCAUUUCAGGUACCAUUCAGCCCCGAUACCCUGGUGUGCGAUUCGAGGGUGUUCCGAUUGUUGCACCCUCUGCUGUCGGCUCUGGUGAGUUGCUUGUUCGAGAUCUUAACGUUCUCAUCAAGCCCGGAGAACACAUCCUUAUUUCCGGACCCAACGGCUGCGGUAAGUCUGCAGUUGCUCGAGUCAUUGGCGGUUUGUGGCCUGUUUACCGUGGUCUGCUCUCUCGUCCCGACAUUUCCGAGAUUGGUUUCCUGCCCCAGCGAGCCUACCUCUCCAUUGGAUCUCUGCGGGAUCAGAUUAUCUACCCCGAUUCGCAUGCCGACAUGAUCAGCAAGAACGUCACUGAUGCUGAUCUGCAGACUAUUCUGGACCGAGUCCAUUUGGGCUACCUGCCCUCGCGUGAGGGUGGCUGGAACACUCGAAAGGAGUGGAAGGAUGUCUUUUCUGGAGGAGAGAAGCAGCGAGUCAUGUUUGCCCGAAUCCUAUACCAUCGCCCCAAGUUUGCUGUUAUUGAUGAGGGUACUGCUGCUGUUUCUUCUGAUGUGGAAGGCUCCCUUUACGAGAACUGCAAGAAGGACGGUAUUACUCUGAUCACCAUAUCUCAUCGACCUUCUCUGAUGAAGUACCACAAGGCCCAGCUCAAGCUGGGUCUCGGCAACGACGGCAAGGACUGGGAUCUUGAGAUUGUGGGAUCCAAGGAGGCUCGUCUGAGUGUGGAGAAGGAGAUCCAAUCGCUUGAGGAGAAGCUGUCCAAGGUGGACGAGUGGAAGAAGCGAAAGACCGAGGUGGAGGCCAUUCUGCGAGGCGAGGUCAAGCAUGAGCAGAAACCCGGCUUCCAGGAGAUUGUCACUGAGAAUGUCCAGAAUACUGGUGAUGAUACGGGCGUUCUGCUGAAAACCGACACUAUUGUGGGUGUUGGCAAGGAGAGCGAGGAGGAGGACGUCAAGGAGAUGAAGCAGCAGCUGGGCUCAGUUGUCAAGGCUGAGGGUGAUGCUGCCGUCAAGGAGCAGGCCGCCAAAGAGCUGAACGAGGCUACUGAAAAGCUGGAGGCUGCCAAGGAGAAGACCGAUAAGGGAGAUGUGAAGGUUGAGGGUGGUGCCGACAAGCCUGCCGCCGCCAAGACUAGCAAUCCCAAGAAGUCCGAGAAGAAAUAA
This is a messenger RNA of Yarrowia lipolytica CLIB122, 2793 nucleotides long. RefSeq lists its product as uncharacterized. NCBI's taxonomy places the organism in Eukaryota, Fungi, Ascomycota, Dipodascomycetes, Dipodascales. Gene Ontology annotation, cellular component: peroxisomal membrane. Gene Ontology annotation, biological process: long-chain fatty acid import into peroxisome; fatty acid beta-oxidation; very long-chain fatty acid catabolic process. The record is from RefSeq and is a predicted model, not a curated record. Gene Ontology annotation, molecular function: ATP hydrolysis activity; ABC-type transporter activity; ATP binding.